ACUCGCCUCCUUCCUGUCCAUUUCCAGUCCAUUUCUGUCCAUUUCCAACUGUUCAUCAUCGGGGCUUUGUCUUCUUAGAUCUAAUUUUUGCUCUUUUUCCCCUUGUCAUUUUUGAAUGGAGAACUGUGUUUCGGAUGGCAUCAAAGUCAGAGUUCUGGGAGACUAGAAAGCCAUUUACCAAAGCCACGGCUGCUUUCUGGAGGCUUGAAAGCAGAGUCUUUGUUCAUGGUUUCUGAAGCGGGGUGGAUCAGCACCGGAGCGCCCUGUGGAAGAGGGUUUUUGGCAACGAGUCCAUUUGAUGUGCUACAUGACUCUGAGCUCGCCAACACUGUAUAGGAGUUUCAGGCUGUGUUCUUGAAAUAAUUAAGUGAAGUUGGAGAUGUAUCAAUAUGCCUCAAAAAAAAAAAUUGGUACUGAGAAUGGCCCUUUCCAACUCUGGUUUUACAGAUCUUUCUGCAUGAGCUGUCUUGCAGGAGGGGGGACUAGUCAGUCACACUGCCGGCAAGAACGCAGCAGCGUCUCUGCGGCUACGCUUUCUAUGUGGAAUUCAGAGCUAAAGGCUUCUAGGAGGAGUGUGUUCCAAGGAGAGAAGUGUUUUAACCAGGAGACAGGUUACCUGACAGCAUUUUCUUUGUUUCUGAUUACAGCUCUAGAAAAAAAGCUGAGCACCUCCCACCCCACUACUUAGAAUCAAAACCUGCAGAAAAUAAGGAUUAUUGUAAGUACCAGAGAAAGGAAGGAUGAAUGGACGGCCUUUGAUUGGCGCCGCUGGUGACGCCCCUCGUGGUCCUCUUUGGAGGGGCCUUUUUGGAAAAAAAGCUGGUGAGGCAGCGCACAGAGGCUUUCCCUGGCUAAGCUUGCUUCCGGCCCGUGAGCCGCCAGAACAGGAAUCAGAGGAAGAGCUAGCCAUGGAGGACAGCCCCACGAUGGUGAAAGUGGACCAGGGAGGAAAUCAGAGUUCACCGCGUCAGGCGAGAAGAUGCCUCCCCAAGGCGCUUGGCUACGUCACUGGCGAUAUGAAAGAACUGGCCAACUGGCUUAAAGACAAACCGAAGAUGCUCCAGUUCGUCAACUGGGUUCUUCGGGGCAUAUCCCAAGUGGUGUUUGUCAGCAACCCCAUCAGCGGAAUCCUGAUUCUGGUGGGACUCCUGGUCCAGAACCCCUGGUGGGCUCUCAAUGGCUGUGUGGGAGCGGUGGUCUCCACCCUGGCGGCCCUCUUACUCAGUCAGGACAGGUCCGCCAUCGCGGCUGGCCUCCAGGGUUACAAUGCCACCCUGGUGGGCAUCCUCAUGGCUGUCUUUUCAGACAAGGGGAACUACUUCUGGUGGCUCUUACUGCCUGUGUCUCUUAUGUCCAUGACUUGUCCAAUUUUCUCAAGUGCACUGAGCUCCGUGUUCUGCAAAUGGGACCUCCCAGUCUUUACUCUGCCCUUCAACAUGGUAUUGUCAAUGUACCUUUCUGCCACGGGACAUUACAAUCCAUUUUUCCCAAGCCAGUUGAUCACACCUGCAACCUCGGUUCCCAAUGUCACCUGGUCUGACCUCAGCGCCCUGCAGUUACUGAAGUCCGUGCCUGUGGGUGUUGGUCAGAUAUACGGCUGUGAUAAUCCGUGGACAGGGGGCAUUUUCCUGGGUGCCAUCCUCCUCUCCUCCCCCAUCAUGUGCCUACACGCUGCGAUCGGGUCGUUUCUGGGGUUAGCAGCAGGACUCAGUCUUUCUGCUCCGUUUGAGGACAUCUACGCUGGACUGUGGGGUUUCAACAGCUCUCUAGCCUGCAUUGCGAUUGGAGGAAUGUUUCUGGUGCUCACCUGGCAAGCGUUCCUCCUGGCUCUUGCCUGCGCUCUGUUCACUGCCUACCUUGGAGCCAGCAUGUCAAACCUGAUGGCUGUGGUCGGAUUGCCAUCUGGUACCUGGUCCUUCUGUUUGGCCACCCUACUGUUUCUCCUGGUGACCACGAAAAACCCUAACAUCUACAGGAUGCCGCUCAGUAAAGUCACUUAUCCUGAAAAAAACCGCAUCUUCUACCUACAAGCCAAGGAGAGGAUGGUUGAAAGCCCUUUGUGAGUGCAACUCCCAUCCACAGCCACGGUCACAAGUCAUUUCUGGCGAACUGCCCCAGUUCACUUCCAGGGUUUCAAAACUGUUGUUUUUACUAGGAACAAAUUUCACACUAACCCAUUGGUGAUCUGUUCUUAUGCUCAUUUUGUAUUUUUCUUUCAGACUCCGGGACGUCCCCAAACAAGUGACAGACACAUCAAGGUGAUGUGCUCUGGCUAUGGAAUUUUAGACCCUAAUAGGGCGCUGGCACUAAGAUUGUACUAUAUCUAUUAAGUCAGAAUGAUCCAACAGAAAGAGGAAAUGAGACCAAAGCUAAUUAUUGAUAUUUAUUGGUAUUCUUGGUGUUUGGUUGGCUAGACGAUGUUAACAGUAUUAAAAAUUAAUCUCUAUAAGCCAACUAAACCUUAAGUGAAUGGAAUUCAGAGUCACAAGAUCGAAGUCAACCCAGAAUUCUCAGAUAAGCCACUGGGCUUCUUUAAGAUCAAUGCAAGGUGCACAUCACAGCUGUGGUCCACGUGGCAGGGGUGCGGCCCGUCACUGAGCCCUCCCCCCAGCCCCUCAGCAGAAGGGCCUCCGUGCUGCCCCACGUGCGGGUCCCAUCUCUCACAGGAGAUGGUUGGUUUGGUUCAGGCUGGCAGAGCCGCAGGAGGAAGAAGGGAUCCUGUCCACCAAAAUUACUCUGUAGUGUCCCUUUUCUUGGAUUCUGCAAAGGAUUUUCUAGGUAGAGUUUAGUAUUAUCUUUUUUCUUAGGAGAAUGGAUUUGUUUUCAAAGAGGUAAAAGAAGAGAAGUUCCUGGCUUCAUCAGUUCCUAGAUAUUAAAGAAAAGUUACAUUUUUCUAAAAUAUUUCUCGUAGCUAUUUUUACUUUAAUCCCUAAAUUGGUUUUGUCAAUGCCACGAGUGCACAGAAUCAAACCAUAAACAUCCAGGAGCCUCUGAAAGGCAUUUUUAAUUCAUUUAAAGAUGCCUUACACAUUAUAAAGACUGAAAGCUAAUGUCAGAUUGCUUCCGGGUGUUUCAAAGUUGUUGAAUUCUUACGUUAAAAAAAUAAUUGUGAUUUUCUGCACACUGACAGUGUUCUUGCUCAGAAACCAUGGUAUUUGAGCUACCAAAAAGAAAUAUAGGUAAAAGAGGCCCCUGCUUUGUUUCGUUUGUGUGAGUUAUCAGUCCUAUAAAGAGUCUAUAACCCAAAAGCUAAAAGUGGUGAUAGGAAGCUCAGGAAUUUUGGAGGAUUGGAAAAGCGAACCUGAAAUCCUAAAGGUUUUUUUCCUCUUCGGGUUGGCAGUGCCAAACAUGCAGUUUGCUGAGUGAGCAAACAGAAGAAGGGCAGUAAACCUACAAAUAUUUUAGGGAACAGUUCACUCCUUCAUUUUCUCAAGAAAACAAACCUUGUUCCAGUUUUAAAACUUUGUGACCAAAGCCUUUUGAAACCAUGACUCGACAACUGUCAUGGAGUCAUGCAUCUUCCUGCAGAAAAACUAAGUUUUCAGUGUUUGAACUGAAAUCUCCCUUGUCAGGGAAUUUGUGAAAUGAGAGUCGUGGGGAGGGGGGUGGUCAAAAAAGCAAGAUAACCAAAGAUAACCAGGAGUAAAGAGCCUGGACCGCAGCUGAGCGAACCAGACCCUCUGGACUGUCUCCAAGUCCAUCUUCAGAACAAAGCUGCAGCGUCUUGACUGCACACCCUGUUCCUCUGUGCUCGUACGGACUUGUAAACAGGAACAUUUUAAAUUCUUGGACGUUGUCUAAUUUAAAUGGCAUAAAUUUGCUCAAGCUAUUUUUAUUACUAAGUAUUACCCUAACAAUAUUAGCGAGUAUUUUAUUGGUUUUCUUAGGGAGCACUUGCAUUCUUUACUAUUGUCUGUAUGACAGAUUUCUAUGUAGGAAUAUGAAUAAAUUACAGUCACUGCUCCA
Molecule: messenger RNA, 3966 nt
Organism: Vicugna pacos (alpaca)
Lineage: Eukaryota; Metazoa; Chordata; Mammalia; Artiodactyla; Camelidae
Source: RefSeq, a predicted model, not a curated record